Molecule: messenger RNA, 1369 nt
Organism: Bradysia coprophila
Lineage: Eukaryota; Metazoa; Arthropoda; Insecta; Diptera; Sciaridae
Source: RefSeq, a predicted model, not a curated record
AAAGAAAUUUUAAUUUUGUUUGUUUCAAUAAUGUGAUCGUCGCGUCGUCUGGCAAUAGUGUUAAAUGGUGGGACAAUGAGUAUAGUAAUUUUAUAAAAAUUGUAACGACACACUUUGCUAAUUAUAUAAUUGAACAGACGCCAUUAUUACAAUGCUGCCGAUUCAGCAUCAUUCAAUUAUCAAGUGAUAGUAAUUUAUCAUAAUGCGUGAUGAUGCGAACAACAAGCGUUCAUUUAUUAAACGAUACGCUAUAGGUAAAUAAGAUCGUAUAAGAUAUAAAAGAAAAUUGUUCUACGGUAAUGGCAGCACUCUAGAGUUUCAGCUUCACUAAAAUGGUGAAAUCGUUCGUAUUCCUAGUUGUGUUCGUAUCAACACACUGCCUAAUUCAGGGUAUCGAUCAACAAUCCGUUGGUUCCAGCGAUGCCCAGUAUGAUGGUCCAGCCACUACAACUUCCACCACAACAAGGACCACUACUGAUGGUGUAACGACGACGGUCGGAACUACAACAAGCAGUCUUCCAAUCGCAGAACUUCCUUCGACAACGGAUGAUCACCAAUCAGUAACAGAACAUUCGUCCACCACUGCAAAGGGAUCAUCAACAGAACAUCCAUCCACCACUGAAAAAGGGUCAUCAACAGAAAAUCCACCGAAAACUGAACAUUCAUUAACAAUAGAACAUUCAUCCACGACUGAAGCAGGAUCAUCAACAACAGAACAUCAAUCAAAAGUAGAACACACAGAACAUCCAUCGACGACUGAAAAAGGAUCAUCAACAGAAACUCUUUCAACAACUCUAAGUACGUCGACAACAUCAGGCGAUUUGACAACACCGAAUGCAGCCCCGAGUAUUUCGAUCAUAAGUUAUUCUUCCGAAGUGAGAGAUUCUCCACCACAACCAGCUGUAAUUUCAAUCAUAGUGGAUUCCUUACCGGAAUCUACACUGAAACCAGAAUCGCUUGCUGCAACUGCCUUAAAUGCAGUCUCGCCACCAACAGUAAUCUCAAUUAUAGUCGAGCCUUUGCCGGUCACAGAAUCCUCGACAAAAGCAGAAUCAGUAAGUGAUUCAUCGAAUCCGUCAACAACAGCAAGUCCCUUUACAAAAGUAGCUGCUGAUACUUCAACGAAGAUGUCAGCCGUUUGUCCCGACAACUGUUAUUUGGACAUUACCGGAGUGUAUUGUAAUUGCUAUCAACCAACUGAGACAGUGCCUAUACCCAAGGUAGUUUUUUAACAGGGCAGAUGAAAAAUGAAAAUUAUUUACUAAGAAAACUGAACAAAUAGUUGUGAAACCAUCGAAAUAAAUUCACUGAGAAAUACAAAGUUAAUUCGAUACACAAAACGUAACUUUACUUCAUGCUAGGAACUUAA